Messenger RNA from Paramuricea clavata, 5115 nucleotides. The record is from the annotation of a GenBank genome assembly. NCBI's taxonomy places the organism in Eukaryota, Metazoa, Cnidaria, Anthozoa, Malacalcyonacea, Plexauridae.
AUGAUCCAAUUCCGGGCCACGUGACCAAUAUCCACGCCUUUUCAAGACACUUUGGAGGAAGUGCUCAUCAAGUGUUCCUGAUAUACCAAUACCUUGUUGCAAAAUGGCAGACAGCACAGGCGACGAUAUUAAACCUAUUGAUAACGAAGAAAUCGAAGAAACGCCGGGCUAUCAGCCUCCCGCCCAGAAAUCCUUGAAAGAAAUCCAAGACCAGGAUCAGGACGACGAAUCGUUGCAAAAAUACAAGGCACAAUUGCUGGCCGGGGCCGAGAGUGUCUUGGGUAGGAAGUGCUGACUUUUAACUUUGUUUCUCGUUCUAAAAAGUUGUGGUUUUCGACAUUGAAUGUCAACUUUUGUAAUGAUUUUCUGCGUAAAAUUAUUCCUGUAAAUAUUGCUACAAUUUUUGAACAAGGCGAAAAAUUAGCACGGAAAUUCAGUCUGCCAAUAAUUAUAUUUUACUUUCAAACGACUCUCGUCUUCUGAAUCGCUUGCGAUUUUGAACAUUCCAUGUAAAGUUUCCCAUAUAUGAGAUAUUCUCUGAUCACUCAUGUAAAUUUUGCUUCAUUUUAGAUGAAGGAGGCGAAAAUGUUCUGGUGAAACAACUGGCCAUCAAAGUCCAGGGAAGAGAUGACAUUAAAGUCGAUCUAACCGGUAUUAAGUUAGUGUGCUCACUGCUUUCGUUUAAAAUUAUUUAUCCGUGUUUAUAACUCGAUUUAUUUUAUGCAGGAGACAUUACGAAGCUUAAAGAUAAGCCCAUAGUUAUCAAAGAAGGCGCUGAAUAUCGAGUAGAAAUCUCCUUUAGAGUAAGUAAUUACUGAGUUAGCUUGGACCCUUCGAAGUUCGAAUGGCUAUUGAAAUUGCUUCGCGGGGAACUGUUCUCACCCUCAGCGUUUCCGGAAAAUACCGCAUUUAAAAGUUUGAGUAAUCGAUUUGUUUGUAAGUUUACGUAACAAAACUUUUGCCGACGAGACCUUGUAUGUCGUCGCUAUUAAGAAAUAGUGUUUUUCGUUUUCUGCAUGUGAAGGAAUUUUAACUGUAACAAAUUGUUUAUAUUGGGCAAUCAAUAAUAUAAAUAUGUAACAAUUUAUGCAUAACUUACAUGUACCGAUGCAGGCACAUGGGAAGGGAUGAUUUUCAUUUUGUCGCCCCUAAGUAUUGUGCUAUAGACAAGGCGAAUCUUUAGCUGAGCUGAGUUUUAGCCAAAAAAACUGAGCUGAAUUUCAGCCAGGUGCUAUGUCCUAUGAAAAUACAGCCUGCAAUUGCAUGACAAAAUUUUCAAGCCUAAUUUGAGGCCACCCAGGAUAUAGGGCUCUUUUGGUAUGCCAAUAUACUGAAAAUAUUGCACUUUCAAAAUAGGCCGGAGACCCCGACACAGUAUGUACAUACAGAGGUCUCACUUCUGCGGGAAAACCGUAAGGUAGUUUUUACCAAUGAAAACAGCUGGCGACCAUGUUUUCAGCAAGUGCCCUAAAGAGAGGCAUUCACCCCCCUGGAACAUUAAAUUCCAAUAUGUUUUCAGUGGGGUGAUGGCCUCUCUUUGGGGGCACUUGCUAAGAACAUGGUGGCACAGAAUAGAUACAGGACCAGAAGUGUCACUCAGACGAUAUUUUGUCCGAAAUUUUACGAGUGCUGACGUGAAAAUACGCCAUCAUAUGACGCCAUCCUGGAGUGCACACGGAAGUUUUUCAUAGGAAAACAUAGGUACAAAGUUCUGUGUGCACUCCAGGAUGGCGUCAUAGCACGAAAAAAAAUUUCGGACAUUUUCCUUCAGCCAAAACACAUAGGAGUGUCCCUUCUGGUCCGGUAUCUAUUCUGUGAUGGUGGGCUGAAAAAAUCCAUUAUGCUAAAUUAACCUGAAGUGAAACCUUUGUAUGUACCUACUCUGUGGUCGUGGUGUCGUGAGGUUUACCGCUGUUUACUUUUAGUGCUAUAAAUGUAUUGAAAUAUCAAUUCUGCUCCCCAGUUCUGUGAUCCGCAGUCGGGAGAUUACUUUUUUCUGGUUAGGGUAUCGACAGCAGCACUGCCAAUGGCAGUCAAAUCAACUUAUUGAUGUCAUAUUUAAUUUCGUACAGAGAUUGAGAUUUGACUUCCACUGCUGCUUAAUAUGUGAUUGGUUAAUCGGGCAGAAUAAAUGCAUCCGAUUGGUUUAAUGGUAAUACGAGUGAAAGUCAAAAUCUGAACCCUUCUAUUGACUUUGGGAAUAUCACCUUUUUAAAUUGGCAUUUGUGAAAUUGCUUCCUGUCGCUAGCUCUGUCCAGAUCCACUACUUUACCAUUAUCCUUAAAGAUGCGGCACAGUCCAUUUGCACCAUCAGCACCUUCAAACCAUCCAUGUUUUCCUUCUCGUUAAUAUGUGCUUAUUAUAAUUACAGGUACAAAGAGAAAUUGUUGCAGGUUUAAAAUACUUCCAAGUGAUUUCAAGAAAGGGAAUUAAAGGUAUAGGGCUUCAUGAUUCUGCUCAUAUGACCUCUUACUUUAUGCCAAACAGGAGUUAGUGGUACAUUGGUGUCUGAAAAGGUACAAUUAUUCAGCUGGGAUCUAAGAUGAAUUGUGAAGGGUCGAAGGCUUUCCAAGGGUGCCUUUGGCAGCCACAGCUAUGGUGGUCAGUUUGGGCCUAAUUUCUAAUUUCAACCCGAGUACCUGGAGAAAACCCACAAUUUUCGGUAGAGUGUUGACCGACUCUUUUCACAUAAAUGUCACAGGUCUGCAGUAAGAAUCAAACCCACAAUCUCAGAGGUGAAAGGCGCUUAAUUCAGUGGUGUAACUACUAUGGGCUCAGACCGGGAGAACCCAGAGGCCCCCAACCACAAUGGGCCAAAUGGGGGCCCCCAGGCUUAGGCGAUAGAGCCAAAACAUUGGCCAGGGCCACUGAUAUGUUACAAUGUCAUUUUAUGACUAUCAGAAUUCUGUAAAAUCUCUCCCCAAAUGGUCCAGGAAAUGGCAUUUCAGAGUCUAGAUUAAACAAUUUUCCAGAUGAGCAUGCCCUGGCCCCCUAGAAAACUUGUGCAUAUACUGCGCUCGACUCGUGCCUUUGGCACUUCUACUAGCCUGGGGCCUUUGAAAAUUUUGAACCGGGGGCCCUCUGAUAUAACGUUAUGCCACUGGCUUAAUUGCUGUGAUGAUUACACAACCUAAACACUUGGUGAUGCAAUCAUCACAGCAAAAGGGGUUGUAAUUUGUACUGAGUGGCUCCAGGUACCCUCUUUCUAACUCACCAAAGCUAACUCUUCCAACUCCGUAAUCAGACAUGGUAGCAGCUGAAGAUUCAAGGCUUGGGCUUGGCUACCUUUGAGGCAUGUCAUUUGUAAUUUGCACUUAGGGCGUUUACCAUUAACAUGGCCAGACUGGUCAGAACGGUCAAAUUGUUGAAUGGAACACAAAACGUUUGGGCUUCGGACCUAUCUGACCGGAAAAUUUAGAUCGAAUUAGAAUGAGGUCCAUUCUUGCUAGAUAUUUGAGAAACAUAGACCAGAUCUUUCCAUUGAUAUGGAGACAAAAAUUUGGGUCUGAAAUGGAAAGCGCCCUCGGCUUCCUUUUAAAUAUGGUCCUGGCCAAUAAGCUUAGCCCUAAGUUAACCUAAAAUUCAAAGCAAACUUCCCAACAGCUUUUUGUAUAAAUUUGGAAAUAUUUCUUUAGAAAUCUUGUCUGUAUCAGUAGGAGUUUUCUUCCCUGAAGUUUUAAAAUAAACAGAUGUGCAGAAAUACACAAACUAAAACAGCAGGUUAAAUUUUAACCGAGGGUUAGCUGCUUAGCACUAGCCCAUGAACAACCGCGCCCUGACCAUUUUUUUCCUCUUAGUCGACAAGAAUGACUUUAUGGUGGGCAGUUAUGGCCCCAAGACAGAAGUGCAGUCCUACAUGACACCAGCAGAACAAGCGCCAAGUGGAAUGUUAUCAAGAGGUCACUAUGGCGUAAAGAGCAAAUUUACAGAUGACGAUAAAAAAAUCUACCUGGAAUGGGAAUGGUCAUUUGAUAUUAAGAAGGAUUGGAUGUGAUAGACUAAUGCUUAAUUACUGUUGGAUACUAAUGACAAUAGUAUAUAUAAUUGGAAUUUCGCUUAAUAUUAGUUAAUUUUAUCAAUGCAAUGCUUUUUCACGUAUGUAAUAUUUUUGAGUUGAUCUUUUGUAUAAAUUAAUGACAGUGUGGGCAACUGAAUAAAACAAGAACCAUUUCAAACUCUUCUUUAACCCAUUCAACAGCAAUGCACCCUACUUUAUUCUUUUACUCUGUCUAACGCCAGACGAUUUUACUCGUCAAGGAGAAAGUCUUGCACUCUAAUCGGUUAAUUAACCUGGGUUUUUUUUCUAGAAUCUUAGAAUGCCUCAAAUUAUACAAAAAACUGAUUGCACUGCAAAGAUCACUUAAAAUGACUAUAUAUAAACCUCUUUGAUAGAUACUUGUAGCUCCCUUAAUUCCUUCCCGAGAUAUUCAACAAUCACACUGAGUUUCUACAACAGUGUGUUUGUCUUGUAGGGUAACGAUAACAAAUAUUUAAAAUUGGGCUUUUAUGUGCAUAAACCAUAUUUAAUCAUUAAUCGUCUCCGUUUCAGUGUGUGGAAUGUUUUCACCAAUUUCAAAAUGAAUGAUGCUCUUCAAAAUCUCAUGCAGUAUGAUGUGAUAUUUGCAUAUCAAACAAAGUUGAAUAUAUAUCUCGGAAAGCAAGAGAGCUACAAGUAUUCUAUCAAACAGGUUAUACUGAAGAAAAAAUUGGAUGAAAUUUCGCCGUGUCGUAUAUAUGCACUUUAAACCAAUGAACAUUUUCCAUUAGCGCCUUUCCUCGAAGCCUGCCAUAUUUCAAACAUACUUUCCUCACGUUUUAUCAAAUCAGGCAUAAGAUAUCUACAGUCCGAGCACUUGUAAUGUACACUGACAUAUAUACAACACAUAAAUAAAUUAUUUUACAAAUCUCGAUAUCUGUCAUUACGAAACAGGAACUCUGUUGUCUUUUGCCCAUUUCUUCAUUGUGCGUAUAAUAUAUUCCACCUGAGGAUUACCAGUGUUUCGUAACAACUGCAGAACAUCACGUAAUGUCUCCCUAUAGAAAUAUUUACAAAACAUUCAACAAGUACAGCUGCUGUAAAAGAACUCUUUAAAAUGUAGAAUAAGGCAUUUUACA